AUGACCAGAUGGACAACCAGUCACCAGGAAGAACAUGGAGCACCUCUGUGUCCUGCCCUCACAGCCCACAGGAUCCUAACACAGCAAGGCUGGUGGCCCAGUGGGCAAGUCAAUUAUAUUCUGAGCCUGCUGGUUCUUCGCUGCAUGUUUACAAAUGGAAAAACAACAUGUAGAUGGCAGUUAGUGGAGGAAUGGGAUGCACAACCCUCACCCUCUGUGGUGAAUUGGACACUCACAGGAAACAUUUGCAUGGAGGCCUAUGGAGAUUGCUGGUUUGAGGACGUAAAUACUAAAAUGAGUACUUCAGGCAAUCAGACUGUCCCCCAGAUUUGCCGUUUGCAAAUUCAAUUAGAAGGCAUCCUUGUAAUUUCUUCUGAACCAUCUCUUCCCUCUCCAGAACGAAAUGUGAUGAAUGUUUCUGAAGCAUCCUUCAUUGACUGACUGCAGAAUGUCACAGCUGAAGAGCACUUACUGUUUGGUUGCAAGCUUAUAGGAAUGCACACUGUUAACUCUCAGUGGUUGACUGUUGGGACACGUUAUUUCAUUACAGUAAUGGCAAGUGGUCCGUUGCUUUGUCAACUGGGACUUCGACUAAAUGUGGCAGUAAAAGAACAGUUCUGCCAGGAAUAUCUGAAUUUAGAAUAUUGCUCUGGGCAUGGCAAAUGUCUUACGGAAAUUUGGAGAUAUAACUGUCAUUGAGAAUCUUCAUUUUUUGGAAAAUACUGCCAGGAAUUUGAUGUGUGUUCUUAUAAACCUUGUAAAACUAAUGGCAGUUGCAUUAAUAAAAGAGAAAUAUGGAAUGAGCAAGGAUAUGAAUGUAUCUGUCCCACACCAUUUUCAGGCCUAAAUUGUUCAGAAAUAGUAAUUGGCCAAUAUCAACCAUGUAUCUGUUUCCAUGGAAAUUGUAGCAAUAUGGCUGCAAAUAGUUUCAUUUGUAAAUGUGAUGAAUCAUUUUCAGCUCCAUUCUGUACACUGAGUUCAAAUCCAUGUUAGACAUGUUUUUGUUGGAAAAGGGGAAUUUGCCAAAGUGAAAGCUCUGCUUACAUUUGUGAAUGUGCAGAAGGAUUUCUCAAUCAAGAUGAAAUUGAUGAUAAGAAGUGUUCAUUAAUACCAGGUAAGAAUGGUAAUGACUGCAAUGAUAUUUCAAAUGCAAUUACCAUAUGCAUCUCUGCACCAAUAUUGACAGGCAAGCUUUGUAAGAGACUUCAAAUGCCAUGUGAUUCAUUUCCUUGCAAGAGUAAUGCAACAUACAGAAACCAUGAGAAAAAUUAUCAUUGCAAUUGCAUGCCAAGAUUUACUGGAAAAAGCUGUGAGAAAGUAAUUGACCACUGUAGACUGCUCCGCAUUGACUGUCUGAAUGAAGGAUGGUGUUUCAAUAUAAUUGGAAGAUUCAAAUAUGUAUUCACCCCAGGCUGCACAAGAAAUGCUUAUUGGUUUCUGAAGAAUGUUCCUUUAAUCCUCUUGUACCCUUGCUACCAUGGAUCCAUCAGCCAUGAUAUUUGCCAAACUAUAGUUCCUUCUUCUCUUCAAUUUAAAUAUGUGUGGCAAUUGGGAUUUGCCAAACUAUACAUUUGGGAAUCUGAUGAAAAGGAAUUGGAGUUCAAAUCUGAAAAUGUUCUCAUGUCACUGUCACAGCUGGAGAGAGGAAUCUUCAUUGGUCUCACAGCAGGGUGCUGUUUGGAGUCUAAGGUCCUCAAGUUUGAUGCAGCUUUUCUCUUGGUCACACCGGCAGAUUCUGUAUUCAGCGUCGGAAAUUGCUUAGGAAACCAGAGUACAUCACGGCAUGGCCUCUGCCGGGUCCAUUUGCACAGCUGUAACUGUAGCUGUCUGCAAAUAUAUGAAAGAAACAUCUGUGAAAUAGGAAGUGAAGAUUGUAAAUCCAUGCCCUGCACAAAUGCAGCAACCAGAAUCAUUUUAAGUGGCUGUUUCUUCUGCCCUUCUGUCCCUGGAUUUACCGGUACAACCUGAGAGAUAGAUGCAGAUGCGUGUGCUUCCCAUCCCUGCAAGAAUGGAGCUUCGCGCAUUGAUCAACCUGGGAAUUGCUUCUUCCGCUGUGUGGCCCCAUUUAAAGUGGUUGCUGGCUUCUGCUUCUGCAGUCCUGGCUGCGAGGGCCUGAGGUGUGAGCAGGACAUUGAUGACUGCAUCCCGAAGUCCUAUGAGCACAACUCCACCUGUCAAGAUCUGCAUCUUAGCUACCAGUGUGUAUGCCUGUCAGAUUGGGAAUGAAAUUUUCGUGAACAAGAAUCCAAUGACUGCAAAAUGAAUCCUUGUGAGAACAACUGUACUGACCUUUACAAAAUCUACCACUGUGAAUGUAUAGCUGGAUGGACUGGACAAAAUGGUGAAGAAAUAAAUGAAUGUGACUCUGACCCAUGCCUGAAUGGAGCUCUUUGUCAGGAGUCUGCCAUCCCUGGGCAAUGUGUAUGCCUGUGUCCACCCUUUUAUAGUGGAAAAUCCUGCCAUCAACACUAUAACCCCUGUGAUCCUCUCACUGACCCCUGCAGAAACAAGUCAACAUGCUUGAGUUUGGUGGAUGGAAAUCAUUAUUGUAUGCAUAGAGAAGAAUAUAGAGGCAAGGAGCACUGUAAAGUUAACAUGAAGGAGUUCUUCUCCUUUCCUUGUAAGAAUUAUCGUGACUGUGAAGAUGGGGUCAACAAUUUCAGUUGUGUUUGCAGACCUGUGUUACUUGGACUUCUGUGUGAAAUAGAACCUGAGUGUUCCUCUAAACCUUGCCAAAAUAAUGGAACCUAUGUGGAUUUGACAAACAGAAUAGAUUUUUUAUGUAGUUGUGAACCUGUGUACCAUGGAUAGCUCUGUGAAUUGGAUAUGAAUGAAUGUGAAAUCCAACCUUGUUUAGAUGGAGAAGAUUGUGCUAACAGAACCUGUGCAUACAACAGCCUCUGUGUUCCUGGUGAUACAGGCAUCACUUGUGAAGUAAAUAUAGAUGAAUGUCUAUCAAAACCCUGUCUCCAUGAUGGAGCUUGUAUUGAUGGCAUCAAUCAUUAUACCUGUGACUGCAAGAGUGGCUUUUCCAGAACACACUGUGAAACAAAUGCAAAUGAUUGCUUCUCAAAUCCUUGUCUGCAGGGAAGAUGCACAGAUGUCACUAAUGAAUAUCAAUGCUCCUGCAAUACAGAAUGGACUAGCCCAAGAUCUGAGAUCAAUAUUAAUGACUGCACAUAAACCCCUUGUAUGAAUCAGAAGUCAGACCAUGGCUUUACUUGCAUUUGCCCAAGUUGCUAUGUGGGUGCAAAUUGUGAGAUAAGUAUUGAUAGUUCUGCUGAGCGUGAACUGAAUAUGGACCUCUGUGUUAAUGGACAUACAUUUUACUGCAGAUUUAAGACCUACUCCAUCGGGCUUCUUAGUGGUGAUGAAAUAAGGAGAAUUAUCUGUUUACUUCCUUCCCUCCCAAGAACAGAUGAGAUUCCUACUCAGAUAUAUACAGUGCCUAUUUCUGAGGCUUUAGUUAGCAGUUUCCCAUAUCCAAGGGCUAUAAGACUAUGGACUGUAAUGAAUACUUACUCAGUUGAUCAAGGUUUAAAAGAGACAAGCAUUUUCAAGUAUGCCGUUCUCUCAACCACUGGUUUGUCAGCAUUAAGCAUUGGCAUAUCCCUUGAAAGCUAUUUACUGGAAGCUAGGCAACUUUCAACAAAACACACUCUCACUUCUUCCACACAUGUAUCCUCACCUCAGUUUCUGAAUUUUGAUGAUCAUGACACAACACAAAUUAUCCAGAGCACAACAUCUGUCUCACAUGUGCCUAUCCAAACUUCAGCUGUCACACCAGGAUUCAUAUUCUUCAAUAGAAGAGAGAGGACCUCCUUUAUCAUCUCUUCCUUAAUGACAGAUUUUAUUUCUCAGCAGUCUGUAUUACUUGACAGUGUUCGGGCUAUUGCCGAAUCUGCUGCCACAGUGAGUUCAGUAAUUAGUGGCAUUCCAGGGGCCUAUACUGAAUUAAACAGGCACUCAUUUCUUUCCCCUCAAUUCCCGCUCACAACUGCUUCCACUAGCACACCUCCAAUUGUUUCUAGGGGGGCUCAAGAGGAUACUGAAGAAUAUUCAGCUGUUACCUUAAUUUCAAGAAGAGAGCACUGGAGAUUGCUGAGCUCCUCAAUGUCUCCCAUUUCUCCUGCUAAGAUAAUUAUAUCUAAACAGGUAGCCAUCUUAAACUCAUCAACUCUGCCCGGAUUCACUACACAAGCCUCCAUUCCCAGUGAAUAUCAGAUUAGUUCUGAAGCAUCUAGCAACCAGAGACUCACAAACACCAAAUCACAGACUGCUGAUUCCUUAAGUGAAUUAAGCCAGACAUGUGCAACAUGUUCUAUGACUGAAAUAAAAUCCUCUCAUAAAUUCUCAGAUCAAGUUCCGCAUAUAGAACAGUCCCAUUUUUAUGAGACGUUCGGGAUGAACUCAGAGAGAUUAGCCAGCUGGUAUGCACUAAUGGGAACUCAAACUAUCACUUCUGGGCAUUUGUUUUCUUCUGCUAUUGAAACAAUGCCAUCACCAGCAUUCACAGAACUGUCAUCUUUAUUUCCUUCUAAAAAGAGUACAAAAGGAAUAAUUUUAUCCUCAUCCUUGGAGGAAUCCAUUACCCUAUAAAGUAAUUUGGAUGUUAAUUUAUGUUUGGAUAAAACUUGUUUACCCACCAUCCCUUCACAAACUGUCUCUUCUGAUUUGAUGAAUCCUGAUUUGACUUCAAAAUUGACUACUGAUGAUUUGUUAGUAUCAAGAAACAUUUUUAAAAGAUUGAAACUAGGACAAUAUGGUAUCACUGCAGGUCCCACUGAGAUACUGAAUCAAGACAAUUUAUUGGGCAUGCAAGAGAGUAAAGGAUCUCAAGAACAGCUCACCAUUCAUAAAGAUUUUAAACUAAAUUUACAAAGUUAUCUAGAAACUGUGUAUUCAAAUGACCUCAAAUACAACCCUUCACUGCCUGUAGACUCAAUGUCUAAUAUUUCAAAAACAACCUCUACUUCUGCAUUGCACACCAUUCCACCAACUCAAUCACUUCCAAUACAGACCUCUUUCCCCAAGUCUGUAUUUGUGCCACAUUGGACAUAUUAUACAGAUAAACUGCCGUUAACAUCUGAUUUUAAAAAAGAGUUCAGAACUUCUUCAGAAUGGCCCACAUGGGAACUUCAGCCUCGUGUGCACAAUCGAGAACCUAAGGCCGCAGGCCAGUGGCUUCCCAUCACUACAUCUCUUACUUUGUCUUCAUUGGAGUCCAUUCCAGCACCUCCUCAGCUGAUGAUUUCUGGUUUCAGUUGUGUUUGUUAUUAUGGAUGUUCCUUUCUAGAAUUUCAGAAUAUAUUUUUAAGUCCACAAAAUAACAUCUCCCUAAAAUUUCAGACCUUCAGAACCCAUGGCCUUCUGAUCUACAUCAAGCAAGACUCAAAUUUAGUAAAUGGAUUUUUUAUUCAAUUAUUUAUUGAAAAUGGUACUUUACAGUACUACUUUUUCUGUGCUGGUGAAGCAAAAUUGGAAAGCGUUAACACUACUAUUAAAGUAGAUGAUGGGCAAUGGCAUUCACUGCUUAUCAGGCAAGAAUUGGACCAAUGUAAAGCUGAGCUGACUAUUCUAGGGAGGACCUUAAAAGCAAGGGAACCAGUCAAUCAUGUGUGUGGAAAACCCCUGCCAGAAUCAUGGUCUGUCUUUAUUGGUGGAUUUCCAGAUCUUCAUGGAGAAAACAGACUGCAGGCUGUUAGUCCAAGAUUAGGGUACCAGCAUGGUCAGAAAAGGGUCUUCCUCUGGGUCACAGACUUCUUCUUUCAUGCUUUCAUGACUGAAGAGCCUAGGGAACGUAGGAAUUUUACUAGAUGCAUAGAAACUGUAAAAAUCAAUAAUUAGGGAUCUUUCAUCCCGUUCAAGGCAGUGGGGGAAAAAAUUCACAUUGAUAACUGCAGAUCUCAGGAUUCUACUCUGUCUGCAACAUCAUCCUUUCUUGCUCCUUCUGGUGGGACAGAAGGGGUGGACCCCAUGGGGACUUCCCGCAGCCCCUCCUCAGUGCCAUCUGUGUGCCAGGAGGAUGUGUGCCACAAUGGAGGCACUUGCCACCCCAACUUCCUCUCAAGUGAUGCAUUCUCAUUCCAGUGUGACUGCCCACUACAUCUCACUGGCUGCUUCUGCGAGCAAGAUCCAGGUUUAUAUUUCCCAUCUUUCACCAGGAAUUCCUACUUAGAGCUGCCUUUCUUUGCAACCCUAAAUGAGUUGAAGUCUGUCCUGGAAAAAGAACAUAGCAGAAUUGUUACCAUCUACUUGGCUAUAAAAACUUUGAUUGGGACCAUUCUCUACAGUAGUGAGAAGAAUUUUGGACAACAGUUUCUUCAUUUAUUUCUUGUGGAAGGAAGGCCCACAGUUACAUAUGGAUGUAGAAGUUCCUCAAAUAGCUUGACUCUCUCUGCUAAUUAUAGAACUAACACAAAUGCAUUCAUCCCCAGCACCAUACGCUUUGCGGUGCCUGCUGGUAGCCCUGGGGUUGCUUGUAUGAUUGAAAUGACUGCAGAUGGAAAACCUACAAUACAGAAGAAAGCAAUGGGACUAUCCCAUGCCUCUCAGGUACAUUUUGAAUCAAUCCUUAGCCAUAUUCCUGAAAAUGUUAAGAUUCACAAGAAUGCGGGACAUAUUUAUGGGUUCAAGGGCUGCAUUGGAAAGCUUCAAGUAAGCAACAAAGAAUUUAUCAUCGCUGAUGAAGCACUACAUGGGAAGAACAUUGAGAAGUAUGUCCCUUUGUGUGCUCAUCAUCGAUGCCACAACAACGGCACCUGCAUCAGUGAUGGUGAACACCAGUUUGGGGCAUGUCCAAGGCUGUACUCAGGCAAGCUGUGCCAGUUGGCAACAUAUGAAAACAACCCAUGUAGAAACGGGGCCACCUGUGUUCCCAAAUCUGGGACAGACAUCGUCUGCCUCUGCCCCCACGGAAGGUCUGGACUCCUCUGCAUGGACGCUAUUAAUAUCACUCAGCCCAGGUCCAGUGGCAUGGAUGCCUUCGGAUACACUUCAUUCCUGGCUCAUCCACGGAUCCCAGACAUCAGCUUCGAUUAUGAAUUCCACCUGAAGUUUCAGCUGCCAAACAACCACUCGGCACUGCAAAAAAAAAAAAAAAAAAAAAAAAAAAAAAAUGUCAUCUUCUUCACCGGACAGAAGGCCCUGUCGGGGCAUGGGCUGAACGGCCAUGACUCCCUGGCAGUGGGUUUGUGCAGCAGCCGUGUGGUAUACAGUUACAACCUGGGCUUCGGUGUCGCAAGUCUCAGCAGCGAUCCUCUUGAUCUGAGCCUUGGGAUGCACAUGGUCCGUCUGGGGAGGCGCUUUCGAAUGGGCUGGCUGAAGGUAGAUGAUCAUAAAAAUACAUCCAUCACCUCCCCAGGAAGACUGGUUGGCAUCAAUGUCUUCAGUCAGUUUUAUGUAGGUGGCUACGGUGAGUACACUCCAGCUCUCUUGCCAAAUGGAGCCGAUUUUAAAAAUGGCUUUCAAGGUUGCAUUUUCACCAUUCGGAUUCGCACCAGGAAGGACGGCCGUGUCAGAAAGCUGGGGAAUCCUGAGGGCCACUCAGAUGCUGGCAGUGUUGGUCAGUGUGACACUUCUCCUUGUAGCUUAAUGAACUGUGGCAAUGGAGGGACCUGCAUAGACAGUGGAGCUACUGUUUACUGCGACUGUCCCACUGGGUGGAAAGGAGCCUUCUGCACGGAGACAGUUUCCCCCUGUGACCCUGAACACGACCCUCCACACCAGGGUAGCAAAGGAUCAACGUGUGUCUCAUUGUCUCAGGGAUACACCUGCUCCUGUCCCCUGGGAACCACUGGAGUCUGCUGUGAACAAGCUUUAUCUAUAAGUGAUCCAUCUUUCGGAAGCCACGAAUUAUGAUGGAUGUCAUUUGAUUCCUUUCAUAUUCAUAAAAAGACACAUAUUCAAAUGCAGUGCCAGGCUUUUUCUACAGAUGGCAUCCUAUUUUAUGUGGCACAACACCUAACAGCACAAUCAGGUAAGGUGAUUUUUUAUAUAUAUAUAUAUAUCUCUUCAGUAAAUGGUGCUGUUCAACUUCACUACAAUCUGGGUGACAUAACUGCCAUUCUAGAAACUCUCCAAAACGUAAGUACUAAUGGAAGCACUUGGCAUGUGAUUAAGGCAGGAAGAGUUGGUGCAAGAGGCUACCUGGGUCUGGAUAGGAUAAAUGUAACAGAAAAGGCCAACGCUAUAAUGAGCCCCCUGGACACAAAUGCCGACUUUCAUAUUGGAGGAGUGUCUCCCUUAAUUCUUGUAAAUCCCAUGGCAACAGCCAAUGGGCCAGUAGGUUUUCAAGGCUAUGUCGAGAAGUUAAUUAUAAAUAAUCAAGAAUUAUAAUUAACUGAACUAGGAGCGAAAGGUGGCUCCAAUGUAGGUGACUGUGAUGGGACAGCCUGUGGGUACACCAUGUGCAGAAAUAGGGGUGAAUGUAUGGUAAAUGGCACCACUUUUUUUUGCAGAUGUUUGCCACACUGGACUGGAAAUAUAUGUGACCAGUCUGUGUACUGUUUGAAUAACCGUUGUCUCCUCCAAUCUCUAUGUAUACCUGACCGGUCAUUCUCUUACAGUUGCGCUUUGGGUUGGGUGGGAAGGUAUUGUGAAAACAAAACUUCAUUUUCAACUGCAAAAUUUAUGGGUAAUUCUUACAUUAAAUACAUUGGCCUACAUUAUAAAAAUCUCCAGCUCACUACUGUAUCCUUAAAUUUCAAUAUUACUGAAAGAGAAGGCUUAAUUGUGUGGAUAGGAAAAGCUAAAAAUGAAGAAAGUGAUUUUCUGGCAAUUGGUCUCCAUAAUCAGUGUUUGAAAAUAGUUAACUUAGGAGAAAGUGUCUCUGUACCGAUGAUUUAUAGCAAUGGUACAUUCUGCUGUAAUAAAUGGCACCAUAUAAGUCAAAAUCAAACUCUUAUUAAGGCCUACCUAGAUGGCAGGCAUUCUGAGGCUAUUGACCCACACAAAAAAAUUGUUGCUCUGAACUAUGAUGAUAUUAGUUACCUAGGGAGUUUUGAAUACUAA
Messenger RNA from Pipistrellus kuhlii (Kuhl's pipistrelle), 9012 nucleotides. It is a transcript of the gene EYS, whose product is annotated as eyes shut homolog. The record is from RefSeq and is a predicted model, not a curated record. Gene Ontology annotation, molecular function: calcium ion binding. NCBI's taxonomy places the organism in Eukaryota, Metazoa, Chordata, Mammalia, Chiroptera, Vespertilionidae.